AUGGACGCCAACAACGCAAUCCAACAGCUUCGCCAAGGGCAAAAGCCAGAAUGGCCAGCAAAUGCCGAAUCAUUGGCCUUUGCACAAUGUCUUGACAACAACACUCAAAUACCCGAAACUCACCGAUCAGACUUCAUUGUACCAACCAAGGCGCAACUAAAGCGCAAAACACUCAAAGACGAUACCAAAACAGCAGCUGCGGCAUCAAGCGCGGAUGAAGAGAGUAUCUACUUCUGCGGAAACUCCCUGGGCUUACAGCCAAAGGCCGUUGGCGAACACCUGAACGCAUAUCUCAAGACAUGGGGCUCCAUCGGUGUCGGCGGCCACUUCACACGCCUCGAGGACUCCCCCCUCACCCCUUACCAAGACAUGGUUGCAGAAUGCUCGAGGAAGAUGUCCGACAUUGUUGGCGCAGCGCCAUCUGAGAUUGUCGCAAUGAACACACUGACCAUCAAUCUCCACUUGAUGAUGGCAGCCUUCUACAAGCCCACGGAAAAGAAGCACAAGAUCAUGUGCGAAUGGCGGCCCUUCCCCAGCGAUUGGUAUGCCAUAGAAUCGCAGAUAGAAUGGCAUGGUCUCGACCCCAAGAAAUCAAUGCUACUGGUAGAGCCAGACGAGGGCUACACCAUGACCACCAAAAACAUCCUCAAGCUCAUCGACGACAAUGUCGACGAACUUGCUCUCAUCAUGCUCCCCGGCAUCCAAUACUACAGUGGCCAACUCCUCGACAUCCCCACCAUCACUGCACAUGCACGCAAGCACGGCAUCACCAUUGGCUGGGAUCUCGCGCACGCCGCGGGCAACGUUGAACUAAAGCUCCACGACUGGGACGUCGACUUCGCCUGCUGGUGUACGUACAAGUACAUGAACGCAGGCGCAGGUGCCAUCGCCGGAGCCUUUAUCCACGAGAAGCACGGCAACAACGAGCACUACACCGGCCUCAAGGGCUGGUACGGCCACGACAAGUCCUCCCGCUUCCUCAUGGACAACCGAUUCGUGCCCACGCCCGGCGCCCAGGGCUUCCAGUGCUCCAACCCCUCCAUCGUCGACUUGACUUGUCUCUCCGGCGCCCUCAGCGUCUUCCAAAAGACAUCCAUGGCGCAUCUGCGCUCGCGCUCCCUGCUCCUCACCGCCUACGCCGAACACCUUCUCACCCAAAUCGCAGCCCGCAACAUCAAGAAUGGUGACUUCCCCUUCCAAAUCAUCACGCCCUCGGACCCCCGCUUCCGCGGCGCCCAACUCAGCGUCCUGCUCACAGAGGACAUCUUCGAGGAGGCGAGCGCGGAGCUCGAGCGCAGGGGCGUUAUUUGUGACAAGCGGAAGCCUGGGAUCAUUCGGGUGGCGCCUGUUCCGUUGUAUAAUACCUUUGAAGAUGUUUACAGGUUCAUGCAGAUUUUGGAGGAUGCGCUGCAGAUAGGGGAGGGACAAGGGCAGCAGCAACAGCAGCAGCAGGGGGAGAAGGCGGUAGAGGCGAGGUUGUAG
Plenodomus lingam JN3 is the source of this 1482-nucleotide messenger RNA. It is a transcript of the gene BNA52, whose product is annotated as Kynureninase 2. Gene Ontology annotation, molecular function: pyridoxal phosphate binding; kynureninase activity. NCBI's taxonomy places the organism in Eukaryota, Fungi, Ascomycota, Dothideomycetes, Pleosporales, Leptosphaeriaceae. Gene Ontology annotation, cellular component: cytoplasm. Gene Ontology annotation, biological process: NAD+ biosynthetic process. The record is from RefSeq and is a predicted model, not a curated record.